Xyrauchen texanus (razorback sucker) is the source of this 2173-nucleotide messenger RNA. RefSeq names its product protrudin-like. The coding region runs from base 176 to 1462 and encodes 428 amino acids. Gene Ontology annotation, molecular function: metal ion binding. The record is from RefSeq and is a predicted model, not a curated record. The transcript has 13 exons. Gene Ontology annotation, cellular component: growth cone membrane; endoplasmic reticulum tubular network. Gene Ontology annotation, biological process: neurotrophin TRK receptor signaling pathway; endoplasmic reticulum tubular network formation; positive regulation of axon extension. NCBI's taxonomy places the organism in Eukaryota, Metazoa, Chordata, Actinopteri, Cypriniformes, Catostomidae.
UCAGUCAAUAGCGGAAGUGAAGGUCGAUUAUAACGGAUCGGUGCGAUAAUAUCGCAUUUUAAUAACUUAUAAAAGAUUAAUUUGAUAUUCAACGGCCUUUAUUUACAUCAAAGACAGACGGAUACGAUUAAAUGACUUGGUAGCGGGUAUAAAACGCUGUUUUAAAGAUUAAAGCAUGCAGAGUACAGCUUCUUCUCCUCAUGAGACCCCACAGGCGAGCGGAGAUCGGGCUGAACUGACCCAGCUGCCUACAAAGGAUCCCUCGUCAGUGAACAUCACCUCUGAGCUGGUCAGCCCCAAAGCGCUGAACUUUGACCUGUUGAACAUGGUGAUCUCCUUCAAGCGAUUGGCGAUCUACCUGGAGCCCGUCUCAGACACGGUGGAGGUGCUACGCUAUCUGCUCGGAUGGAAGAUGCCGCUGUGUUCUCUGUUGAGUUGUGUCCUGCUCAACAUCCUUUUCCUCACGCUGAGCGAAGGCAUGUGGUUCUCUCUGCUCCUGCUGGGGCUCUUGAGUCCGGCUGUGCUGGGUUACCUUGGCGACCAUUGCCAGGGUGUCGCCAGCGAGAUGACAGUACAGAAGAAGAAGCACUAUGCAGUCCAGCGGCGAGACCUGCAGACGAUACACAUGAGCAAACAGGAAGCCCUUCUGGAGGUCAAGGGCAUGCUGAAAUGCAUAGAUGACCUCUUGACCCAAGCGUGUUUGUAUGCAGAGUCUGUGUAUAAGGUUUUAUACUGGGAGAGUCACGCAGUGUCUUCCAUGUUUUACGGUUCUCUCCUGAUUGCAGUGUGUUUACUGUACACGGCUCCUGUGGGUUUGAGUCUGUCUGUGCUCAACAGCGCCCUCUUCCUGUGGAACAAAGACUUCUGCAGAGUUCUUUUGGAGUUAAAGGAGUUUGUUCACCCGAGUCGAGUCCAGCCUGCAGAGGAAACUGAACUGAGUGACCAGGAUCAGGGGAACCUGCAGGACCGCACCCCCACCCCGACCAGUGUGGAGGAUCUGUCGCCUGGCAACAUUGAAGAGGCAGAAGAGGCGGAGCCUGACGACGAGUUUAAAGACGCCAUAGAGGUGUGGCCUAUAGCCUAUUUGCUACCAAAGAUUCAGUGGAGACGGAGAGUCCGUAAGGAUGAUGACGAAGUGUCUGCUGGUGUUCCCGAGUUUGACACCGUCUCUGAUAACGGACUGUUGAGUCGAAACGAGCCCAUCCGCAGUAAAGUGUCCAAACUCACCGAGAAACUACGCAAGCGGGUUCCUUCCAACUCCACCGGAAACUGUUUCCAGUGCAAUUCAGCAUUUUCUGUUUUAAAGAAAAGGAGAAACUGCAGUAACUGUGGCGUCAGUUUCUGUUCCCGCUGUUGCUCUUAUAAAGUGUUCCGGUCCACUAUGGGAGCCACAGCACCUGAGGCCCAGAGAGAGACUGUGUUUGUGUGUGCUACGUGUAAUAUAUUUCUCAGCAGCAAGUAGGACCUCAUCCCAAAAUUGUCCUGUACCAUUACAACUCUGUUAAAGCACCUCAGAAGCACCUCUUGGUGGGCCGCAAGAGGGUCUUGCUUAAUGACCCUAAACAGGCCUCCCUGUUGUUACUUUUCUUUUGGAGAUGUCCAACAUAUAACGCUUACCAAAUCUGGACUUUAUCCGUUUGACCUGUUACUGCCAUCAUGUCAUUAACCCUUAUUAUGACAUCACUUCCUAGAUUCAGAGCCCUUGAUGAGAUAUCAGGUUAAUAUCAAGGGGCGCCGCUGGUCAUUCAAUGCACCGGAUGGCAAACCCAGUGGAUCUAAGCAUUAUAAAUGGCUCCUGCUAGCGGCUUGCUUAAACCCAUGAUUGUUUCAAAGUUUAUUAUAUUGUCGCUUUUAUUUAUUGGUGAAAUUAUGUCUGAAAAUGGUUAACCUGAUGCGUCACUAUGCUGCCGUAACGAUGAGUUUUCCUUCUCACAUCAUGUGUGUCAGUGUUAAUUGAAUUAAUGAGGUACAGCUCAUGUUUGUGUCAUUCUUGGAUUUGUUGAUCUCUUUGUCUAUAAGCCGAAGCUGAAUGUAAAAUCACCGGUUAUAGAGCUGUGUAUGUAUAUUGUAACUCAUGCUACUGUACUCUACUAUGCAUUUGUAAUUUGUUGGGUUUUAUUCCACAGUACAACACUUGCUUUGUUAUGCUGGUUAAACUUACUGUAAUAAACCU